CCGCGGGGGCGGCUGAAGGUGACGGUGGUCGGUCCCGGUGCCGGUGCCCCCCGCCAUGGCUGGCAGACAGCUGCUGGCGUUGCGGCGCCUGCCCGCCGCCUCCUUCUCGACGGCUCCUAAGAAGACGCAGUUCGGGUCGCUGCGGGAUGAAGACCGGAUCUUCACCAACCUCUACGGGCGGCAUGACUGGCGGCUGCAGGGCGCGCUGCGCCGCGGCGACUGGUACAAGACGAAAGAGAUCCUGCUCAAGGGCGUGGACUGGAUCCUCGGCGAGAUCAAGACCUCGGGGCUGCGGGGCCGCGGCGGCGCCGGGUUCCCCACCGGACUCAAGUGGAGCUUCAUGAACAAACCCCCGGACGGGAGACCCAAGUACCUGGUGGUGAACGCAGACGAGGGAGAGCCGGGCACCUGCAAGGACCGGGAGAUCAUGCGGCACGAUCCGCACAAGCUGCUGGAGGGCUGCCUGGUGGCGGGGCGGGCCAUGGGCGCCCGCGCUGCCUACAUCUAUAUCCGAGGGGAGUUCUACAACGAGGCCUCCAACCUGCAGGUGGCCAUCCGUGAGGCAUACGAGGCUGGGCUGCUGGGCGGUGAUGCCUGUGGGUCAGGAUACGCCUUUGACGUGUUCGUGGUGCGCGGUGCCGGCGCCUACAUCUGCGGGGAGGAGACGGCACUGAUCGAGUCCAUCGAGGGCAAGCAGGGGAAGCCCCGCCUCAAGCCCCCCUUCCCCGCUGAUGUGGGUGUGUUCGGCUGCCCCACCACAGUGGCCAAUGUGGAGACGGUGUCGGUGGCCCCCACGAUCUGCCGGCGCGGCGGCGCCUGGUUCGCCAGCUUCGGCCGGGAGCGGAAUUCCGGCACCAAGCUCUUCAACAUCUCGGGGCAUGUCAACACACCCUGCACAGUGGAGGAGGAGAUGUCAGUGCCGCUGAAGGAGCUCAUCGAGAAGCACGCUGGAGGUGUCCGCGGAGGCUGGGACAACCUGCUGGCCGUCAUCCCAGGUGGCUCCUCCACGCCACUGCUGCCCAAGUCUGUGUGCGAGACGGUGCUGAUGGACUUUGAUUCCCUGGUGCAGGCGCAGAGCGGGCUGGGCACGGCCGCCGUUAUCGUUAUGGAUAAAUCGACCGACAUCGUCAAAGCCAUUGCACGCCUGAUUGAGUUCUACAAGCACGAGAGCUGUGGGCAGUGCACCCCGUGCCGGGAAGGUGAGCAGGGAGCAGUGGGUGAGUGGUUGUGGGGCAGGACACUGCAGGGACCCAUCCCUCUUCCCCCUAUUCCCGCAGGCGUGGACUGGAUGAACAAGGUGAUGGCGCGGUUCGUGCGGGGCGAUGCGCAGGCUGCCGAGAUCGAUGCGCUCUGGGAGAUCAGCAAGCAGAUUGAGGGACACACCAUCUGUGCUCUGGGUGAUGGCGCGGCCUGGCCUGUGCAGGGCCUCAUCCGCCACUUCCGCCCCGAGCUGGAGGAGAGGAUGCGGCGCUACAGCGAGGCCAAAGCCCGAGUGGCGUCAGCAUAAGGAUUCACCACCAUACCUCCCUUCUCCUGCUUGGAAGGGGUUUCUGGGGUGCUGGCAGCACUCAGAGGGUU
Messenger RNA from Cinclus cinclus, 1578 nucleotides. RefSeq names its product NADH:ubiquinone oxidoreductase core subunit V1 (gene NDUFV1). Lineage: Eukaryota; Metazoa; Chordata; Aves; Passeriformes; Cinclidae. The transcript has 9 exons. The coding region runs from base 56 to 1507 and encodes 483 amino acids. Gene Ontology annotation, biological process: mitochondrial electron transport, NADH to ubiquinone. The record is from RefSeq and is a predicted model, not a curated record. Gene Ontology annotation, molecular function: NAD binding; NADH dehydrogenase (ubiquinone) activity; FMN binding.